Carya illinoinensis is the source of this 1441-nucleotide messenger RNA. Its product is annotated as tubby-like F-box protein 7. The transcript has 4 exons. Lineage: Eukaryota; Viridiplantae; Streptophyta; Magnoliopsida; Fagales; Juglandaceae. Gene Ontology annotation, molecular function: protein binding. Bases 117 to 1244 code for a protein of 375 amino acids. The record is from RefSeq and is a predicted model, not a curated record.
GACUGCACGAACGCGUAGUUUUAUCAUUUGUCUAUUUCCAUUGCCAUUAAUGUUUUCCAAUCUCCACCACUCUCUCUCUCUCUCGUCUCUCUCUCUCUCUGCAAGUUUGCAACGCGAUGUCCCUGAGGAGGUCCUUCUUCUCUCGUAGAUUCUCCAGGUCUUUCAAGGAACUGAAUGAGAAGAGCGGGCGCGUUCGCGACUCGGACGAGGCGGUUGGGUCGGGCAGGGGAGGAGGGGCGGGCCAGCCCGACCGCUCAUGGGCCGGAAUGCUCCCUGAGCUACUGGCAGAGAUCAUACAGCGUGUGGAGAGGAGUGAUGGCGACCUCCGCCAAAACAUCGUCGCUUGCGCCUGCGUUUGCAAGAAGUGGAGACAGAUCACCAAAGAGAUCGUUCCUUCCCCUUCCCUGACCGGCAUAAUCACUUUCCCUUCUUGCCUCAAAAAGCCGGGACCGCGAGAGCUUCCACAUCAAUGUCUUAUAAAACGGAACAAGAAGACGUCAACAUUUUACCUCUAUCUUUCCCUUACACCGUCAUUCACGGAUAAGGGAAAGUUUCUCUUGGCAGCACGAAAGUAUAGGAACGGUGCUCACACUGAAUAUAUUAUUUCACUUGAUGCUGAUGACCUAUCUCAAGGAAGUAAUGCUUAUGUUGGAAAGUUAAGUUCGGACUUUCUUGGCACGAAUUUUGCAAUUUAUGACAGCCAACCACCACAUAGUGGCGCAAAACCCUCAAUUAGCAGAAGCAGCCGUCGUUUUGCAAGCAAACAAAUUAGUCCCCAAGUUCCAGCUGGGAAUUUUGAGGUUGGGCAGGUCUCUUAUAAGUUCAACAUUUUGAAACCUAGAGGACCAAGGAGAAUGGUUUGUUCGCUGAAGUGCUCAUCGCAAGGAGAAGCUGCUUAUGACAGGUCUCUGAGUCUGGGCAAAUGCAAUAUGAAGAAACUUGAAUCUACUGGUUCUGGAUGUACAAUUUUGAGGAACAAAGCUCCAAGGUGGCACGAACAUUUGCAGUGCUGGUGUUUGAAUUUCCAUGGCCGGGUGACAGUAGCAUCCGUGAAGAAUUUUCAACUGGUUGCAAUAGCAGAUCAAAGUCAGCCAGGAGGAAAAGGAGAUGAGGAAACAGUUCUCCUUCAGUUUGGGAAGGUAGGGGACGAUACCUUCACCAUGGAUUACAGGCAGCCCUUGUCAGCUUUCCAGGCAUUUGCAAUUUGCCUAACUAGCUUUGGUACGAAACUGGCGUGCGAGUAAAAUAUAUAUUAUUAUAUUCUGCUGUAUUUAUGUUUAUUAAACAUGUGGUGUCUUGGACGUUGAAUUAAUUGUCUUCUGCUUUACACCGAUAUCUAUAGGUUUGAGUGGCUGGGGAGUUUGUGAUGUAAAUGUUGCUAUUUUAUGAUUAUGACAUGGCUUCCGCUGAAAUUAUUAGUAGCAAACAAACUUUAUUGUCA